CUCACCGCUGCAGAAGCUCAGAACGCAAAGAAGAAGCCAUGAGGACCACGCUGCUGAGGAUGCUGGGCGCCCUGGUGUGUGUGAUGGGGGCCUGCGCCCAAGUCUCGCCUGUGGAAGACUUUGACCUGGACAAGAUGGCAGGCAAGUGGUAUAUUGUUGGCUUUGCCACUAACGCCCAGUGGUUCGUGAACCACAAGGCCGAGAUGAAGAUGGGCACCGCCAUGGUGGUGCCAACCGCAGGGGGCGUGGACCUCACCUAUGCCACCCUGAAAGCCGACGGUACCUGCUGGAGAAUGACUCACCUCACAAACAAAACCGAGACCCCCGGACGCUUCACCUUCCACAGCCAGAUUUGGAGCAACGACAAUGACAUGCGCGUUGUCGACGUGGUGUACGACGACUACGCUCUGGUGCACACCAUCAAGACCAAAGGAGAAGCGGUCGAGGUCCUCAACCAGCUUUACAGUCGCACUCCUCAGGUCAGUGACGUCCUGCAGCAGAAGUUUACCCAGCUGUCCCUGGACCAUGGCAUCCUCCCAGACAACAUCGCCUUCUUGCCUCUGAUUGGUGAGUGUGCCGAGCCGGAGGCCUGAGGAGCGCCCUGCUACGCCCACCCUUCAUCGCUUGCUGGAAGCUUUCUUAUCAGAGGAAACAUUUUGCAUCAUCUCAAAGCUUCACUGGGGACGGUGAAACAUCAGCAUUCCACAUAAUACCAAAGACUAAUUCUGAUCAUAGCUCAGGCUUCGCUUCUUCACACUUGCCUUAACUGUGCCAUCAGAGUGGCACCAAAGAGAGCCACUAGCAAAUCAAACGUUUUGUACUGUUUUUUUUGAUCAUAUGGAUUCAAAACCAAUAAAAAACAUUGAAUCAA
This is a messenger RNA of Pungitius pungitius (ninespine stickleback), 871 nucleotides long. RefSeq names its product lipocalin-like. Gene Ontology annotation, molecular function: small molecule binding. The transcript is spliced from 6 exons. Lineage: Eukaryota; Metazoa; Chordata; Actinopteri; Perciformes; Gasterosteidae. The coding region runs from base 39 to 593 and encodes 184 amino acids. The record is from RefSeq and is a predicted model, not a curated record.